CGGCGCCGAAGAGUGACAGAAACGUGCUCGAACAGCUGAACGAUGAAAGGAGAAGAAGGAACAAGGGAAUCGACGGGGCAAGAGAGAGGGUCGAUCCAAGUUCGUGAAUGCCGAAAUCGCCCGAACUGCUCCUCGGCGGGAGUUCGGUGCUGAGUCUCAGUCCUGCUGUGAACGCAGCAAGGAACGCCACGAGUGUUUCAUCUUCGCACGACAUUCGAUACGUUUUCAAGGUGUGCACGCGAAUGGUGUGUGUUCGUCGUCGUACGCUGAGGCGUAUUCUCCUGCGUUCUCUUCCUUCUCUAUGCGGAACAUGCAACAGGAAACUGCGCUCGAUGUUGAUCGAGGGAUGUCUCCGACGUAAGUAGAGAAAGACUGUUAUUACACUUGGGUAAAGUCGUUGUUGUCUAGGUCGACGCGAAGGAAGAGAGUCUAGGCGCGCGAGACGCGCGAAGAGGUGACGUACACGAGGAUUUUGUAGGACGGCUGGGACGCUCGGUGAAGUAUACAGUGAGAAAAGUUCAGGAAACCGAAGGAACGAGACGCUAGUAGUGAACUGAAGUGAAAUUGCUCGGACAGUGUACUUUACUAGUGAUACAACCCCCUCAGUGUACAGGAUUUUCAAACGAUAACGUCAGCACUUCGGGAAACGUUUUGGGAAACACUCCGUCCAUCAGCGAGGCACGAAAAGUGCUCCGCAAAUAGAAAUAUGAACAAAUCGUGUCUCAACUGAAAACUCUCGAACAGUCGCAACCGCCUCGUUCAUCACAAUGAUGAACGCUUUCCUGGAUGGCGUGUCCUCGCACCCACAUCACCUGGCCAAUCUGGGCAUCAAACUGUCACCGAGCGGUGGUGGUGGUGCCACAGCGGGAUCUGCAGACGCUGGCACAGGUGUUCAGCCAGCACCAGGUGAAGCACCAUCUCAACAGCAUCAUCACUUUCACCCCCAAGGCUAUCCCCCUCAUCAUCCCCAUCCGGCCUCGCACAUGGCACCGCACAUGGGCCACCACAUGAGCCAUCACCCUGGCUACGCGGCUCGUGAUUUCCUCCUUCGCCGGGAACAUGAGUUCAACGCAACCGCGAACCCAACCACACCGGAGAGCGGUUUGGGACUGUUCACGCCGCUUCACGACGGUACAGCUGCCACCAUGCAACAAUUUCCACACCAUCCGAGUCAACAUCCACUGGCGGCCAGCCACUAUCCCGGUCACUAUCCGCAGGACUCGAGGUUACCGCCUCAUCAUCAGUACUUAGGCGCUCCUCAUCUGACACCGGCGUCGAUUCAUCAUCAGCAGCAUCCAGCCGUUAGCCACCCGAGCCAUCAUCCACACGGCGCGUUCCUCAGGUACAUGAGAAGCAACGGGAACGGCGCCGGUGCUGGAACGAGCGGCGUAGCCGGCGGCCAACGGCAAGAAAUGUCCUGCAUGUGGGUAGAUCAGGACGCGCCCGGACCCGGAAGGAAGCUAUGUGGCAAACUCUUCAACUCCCUCCACGAUAUCGUGACGCACCUCACGGUGGAGCACGUGGGCGGUCCCGAGUGCACGACGCACGCGUGUUUCUGGCAGGGCUGUUCGCGUAACGGCAGGGCCUUCAAGGCCAAGUACAAGCUCGUCAAUCACAUAAGGGUGCACACCGGUGAGAAACCAUUUCCCUGCCCGUUCCCUGGCUGCGGCAAAGUCUUCGCCAGGUCGGAGAAUCUGAAGAUCCACAAGAGGACACACACUGGCGAGAAACCGUUCAAGUGCGAAUACUCUGGCUGCGAGAGGCGGUUCGCGAACAGCAGCGACCGCAAGAAGCACAGUCACGUCCACACGUCCGACAAGCCUUACAAUUGUCGAGUUACCGGCUGUGAUAAAUCCUAUACCCACCCUAGCUCGUUGCGCAAGCAUAUGAAAGUGCACGGCAUGACCCUGGGCGAGGGAAAGAUUGGAGGGGGCUAUGAAAGCGAGGGUGAAGAGAGCAGCAGCAGCGGGGGUAGUUUGUCCGUGACCGGGCACACCGAGUCUCCUCAGCCGCCUCCGGUCGUCCCGACGACCACCACGACCAAUCCACCGUCGAGUCAUCCUUCGACCAGAGGGCCAGAGUUGACCGAAUGGUACGUCUGUCAGCCGCCAACGGUUGGUCCUCAGCAUAGUCCAUUGCCGGGCCCACCGCCACCCCAUCAUCUUGGCCCGCACCACUUCAACCCGUUGAUGCAUCACCAGGCGACUGCCUACUAGUUCUUUGUCGAGAACCGAUCGGACCCUUAUGGAACUUAAAGCCACUGUAAACCAUCAAGUAUAGAAAUGGACAAUCAAUUGAGUCUCGUCGGACGUUCAGGAAGAAGUUUCGAAGGACACGCGCAUCCGUGAAAGAUCUCCAAACAACUGAAGAAGGCACAUUCAACUGGAUAAUAGAAAUUAGGAUAAAUAUUAAUUUGAUUAAAUUUAGCGAUCAUCGAUUAGUCUCUCUCGUGAGUAUAAUUAAAUACUUAAAUAGGUAAAUACAGUAUGCCUGGCAAAGGCUUUAGUUAUUAUUAUCAAUUAAAUUCUUUCUUUUUUUUUCUUUUCUU
Messenger RNA from Frieseomelitta varia, 2548 nucleotides. RefSeq names its product zinc finger protein ZIC 4-like. The record is from RefSeq and is a predicted model, not a curated record. NCBI's taxonomy places the organism in Eukaryota, Metazoa, Arthropoda, Insecta, Hymenoptera, Apidae. Bases 768 to 2216 code for a protein of 482 amino acids. Gene Ontology annotation, molecular function: DNA-binding transcription factor activity, RNA polymerase II-specific; RNA polymerase II cis-regulatory region sequence-specific DNA binding. Gene Ontology annotation, cellular component: nucleus. Gene Ontology annotation, biological process: central nervous system development; regulation of transcription by RNA polymerase II. The transcript has 3 exons.